Erigeron canadensis is the source of this 1402-nucleotide messenger RNA. RefSeq names its product protease Do-like 5, chloroplastic. Bases 91 to 1062 code for a protein of 323 amino acids. Gene Ontology annotation, molecular function: serine-type endopeptidase activity. Lineage: Eukaryota; Viridiplantae; Streptophyta; Magnoliopsida; Asterales; Asteraceae. The transcript is spliced from 8 exons. Gene Ontology annotation, biological process: proteolysis. The record is from RefSeq and is a predicted model, not a curated record.
AAAAACUAAUACAGAAAAUGUUUGAAGACAUAUGGUGUUGGAGAGUUAAGGAAAAACCAAAGAGAUAGAAUAGAAUAUAGAUAUAGAGUAAUGGAGGAGAGACUGCUGCUUGGGUGUGAUCACUCAAUCUCCAUUCCCAUUUCUUCUUCUUCUUUCAAACCCAUACCCAUAAACACUUCUUCAUCAUCUUCAUCUGGUCUGCCAUUUACGACGACACGUAGAACCAUAAUCUUGACUGCAGUGGUAUCCUCCUACCUUCAAAUCUUUCCAAUAUCUCCAAGUUUAUCUGCUGAAAUUCCCCAACAACAACAACUACUGAUUGAUGAUUCACAACAGGAAGAAGAUCGUGUUGUUACUCUCUUUGAGGAAACAUCACCAUCUGUGGUUUUCAUCAAAGACCUUGAAAUCAUUGAUAACCCGAAAACAACUGAUGAGGUUGUGAUGGUAGAUGAUGAUAAGAAAGCAAUAAUUGAAGGGACAGGUUCGGGCUUCAUUUGGGAUAAGUUUGGUCACAUCGUGACAAAUUAUCAUGUUGUUGAAAAGUUGGCUACUGAUCAAUAUGGGCGACAACGUUGUAAGGUAUUCCUAGUUGACAAGAAUGGCAACGGUUUAUCUAGAGAUGGAAAGAUUGUUGGCGUUGAUCCAUCAAGCGAUUUGGCUGUUCUAAAGGUUGAUGUCGAAGGGAUCGAAGUUAAGCCAGUAGAAAUAGGCAGCGCAAGUAAACUAUAUGUAGGCCAGAGCUGCUAUGCUAUCGGGAAUCCUUAUGGAUAUGAGAACACAUUAACCACAGGGGUUGUCAGUGGGCUAGGAAGAGAGAUACCUUCGCCAAAUGGAGGAGCUAUUAGAGGAGCUAUUCAAACAGAUGCAGCUAUUAAUUCAGGAAAUUCGGGUGGACCCUUGCUUGAUUCCCAUGGUCAUGUUAUCGGUGUUAAUACUGCAACUUUCACUCGAAAAGGAAGUGGGAUGUCAUCUGGGGUUAAUUUUGCAAUACCAAUUGAUACAGUUGUGAAGACCAUACCUUACUUGAUUGUUUAUGGCACAGCUUACCGGGACAGGUUUUGACAGCAACCAUGACUAAAUACUGCGACUGCAGCCUGGUUGGUCCGGAGGUGGGGGGCUCAUAUAGAAAAUACUGUUACUGCAAUUGGAAACUACUUGUAUAGUAUCUGUUGUUUUGCUUCAUGUAUUUCUCCAAUGAAUGGGUUUCAACCCUUCAACAUUUUGUUAGCAUGGAGAAACUUGUAUGAUUGUAUCACCAGUGUUCAUUUGCAUAGAGCUAUACAUGCAAGUGCAUCGAGCCAUUGAAUUGAACCAGACCAGACAUAAUUGGCCAGUUCAGUUUAAGGGGAGUCUAAAGUUGUGUUUGAAACUAUCUGAACAAUCAUAUUUUUAUUUCUCAGCC